AUGGACGAUUGGCAAGAGGCAGCCUUUACAUCAAGGCAUGUCCACAACAGGGCAAACAAGUCCAACAAAGGGGGCCGGCGCGGAAAACGUGGUGGAGUCUUCGAAGUCAAGAGAGCGUUUGGCAGAUACGACAUCAAGUGCCCGAGUGCGACCAAAAUGAGGGGGUCUACGUCCGAAAAAAGCACCGGGAAGUCUGCUGGUCCGUUAAUGGAUAUCUUUCGCCUCUCGGAUGAUGGCAGGGGGUUGCUGGGCCAGCUGAGUCUGCCUGGGGUGCUCGAAGCCAGCGUUAUUCUCACGGGAAGCAGAAAGGUUCUCGAAGAUCUGAUAUUGCAGUUUGAAGAGGGCGAUGAAGAGACUGAAGUUCCCGAUGACUCUGACGAGAAUGGAGGCUCAGGAUCGAAGCACAAGACCUGCGAGGAUGAGAAGAGAGCAGACGACACCCACGAGGAGGACGACGUCGACGAAGAAUCAGAGGAAGAGGAAGAAAGCGAGGCAGAAGAGCACAGACGGUUCAAGAACUUUGAGAAGAACAGCUUCCGAUCUCCCAAACUCUGGUUCCAAUGGAACGGAGACGUCACCUCCACCGCAACGUCCUCCCUAGACGACCAGACGUCGCUGACUACUAGGCGGGAGACUGGCAGAGGCUACAUUGUGUUUUCGGGGAACGACUGCCGCUCUUUCAAGGGAACCAUCAGCUGCGACUCCUUAGGUUGGAAGGACGUCUCGUUGUCUGGAUGGAAGGAGGUUUCCAUGAGCGAGAGAGACUUUGCCUUUGUCUGGAAUUGA
This is a messenger RNA of Colletotrichum godetiae, 786 nucleotides long. RefSeq lists its product as uncharacterized. NCBI's taxonomy places the organism in Eukaryota, Fungi, Ascomycota, Sordariomycetes, Glomerellales, Glomerellaceae. The transcript has a single exon. Bases 1 to 786 code for a protein of 261 amino acids. The record is from RefSeq and is a predicted model, not a curated record.